GGCAGAAAAAAAGAAAAAAGAAAAAAAACGAAAAGAAAAGAAAGAAGAACCCUCCCCUCAGGCAAUGUCCCUCUCAUUCCGCACUUAUCUUUCAAUUCGUCACCGAAAAACACAAUUAAACCACCUGUGUGUCAUAAUAAUAAGCCUCUCAACAUAACCACCCACAAAACCCCUUGCAUCCCCACACCCCCACCCUUUUUAAAGUCACGAGACCACACUGUCCCUUUUGCUGCUCUCUUUCAAAUAGGGUGAGAGAGAGAGAGAGAGAGAGAGAGAGAGAGAGAGAGAGAUAAAAGUCCAGAAGCGUUGGCAGAUUAACUGAUAGAGAACUUUCAAAGCUCUUUUCUUUUCAUUUUUUUCAUUUUUUUUUUUCUUCCUCCACCUCCACUCCAAUUAGCCUCUAUAUUGCAGUCUCAAACUGAAAGUCUUAUAAUUUUCUAAAGCUUUAGUUAUCUUCUCAUCUGAAAGAAAGAUUGUUUACCUCAUAUAAUUUUUUUUUCUUUAUUUCUCCUGUCUUUCUCUGUCGGUACCAUGAGACCUGAAAGGAAUCCAUUAGACCUCAACAAUUUGCCUGAUGAUUAUAGUACUAGAGAUGGUAAACAAGCUUAUGAUGAUAGCUCUUCCUCUGCAGGCUACAGGAAAAAGAAAAGCGGCGCUAAGGAUGGGAAAGAUGAGUGUGGUAAAGUCUAUGAAUGUAGGUUUUGUUCCCUUAAGUUCUGCAAAUCUCAAGCUCUUGGAGGCCACAUGAACCGACAUAGACAAGAAAGAGAGACAGAGACACUGAACCGUGCUCGCCAGUUGGUCUUCAAUAGUGAUAACCUAGCUGCUCAAGGUCCUCAUUUAGGCAGCUGCCACCCGAUUGGACCAGGAAGCUACCAUCCAACAAGCAACAUUGUAGAUCCAUACAGAUCAGUGUACCAGCCAAGACUGUUCGCUGGUUCCUCAUCAACAAUCUUACAAUCAGCACCACCACAGCCACCUCAUCAACCAUAUCUAUACACAUCUCCUUCCCGCGUUCCGUCAUAUCCCUCGCAAUAUCCUCAACAACCCAUUAAUGAUUACUACAUAGGCCAUGUUCUUAACAGUAGCAGCUCAUCACAAGCAUACCCUAUGAGCUAUAACAUGGGUUCUUCUCAUCAAGAAUCAAAUUAUACAUGCAUUGGUGCACCAGUAGGACAUGGUGGAUUCGGUGUGGGUAGCAGCCGUGGAGGGUCAGAGAGAGACGGGUCACUGAGCAAUCAGGAAGAAGGGUUGAAUUGGGGAAGGAGCUUUGCUGCAACAGCAGCAACAGGAGGAGUAGGAGGUGGAUCACAGCAACAGCGUUUAGAUCCUCCUUCAUCGAUCAAUCGGUUUCAAGAUGGAUUUUGAAGUUUUGUUAAUUAUAUACUUCCCUCUCUUUUUCUUUUAGUUUUUUUAACUCUUUUUUCUUCUUAUUAUUAUUUUUUUCUCUCGAUGUGGGAUUGAUAAGAGUAAGUAAUCAUCAAUUGAAGUAUAUUUAUCUGGUU
Molecule: messenger RNA, 1505 nt
Organism: Ricinus communis (castor bean)
Lineage: Eukaryota; Viridiplantae; Streptophyta; Magnoliopsida; Malpighiales; Euphorbiaceae
Product: zinc finger protein JAGGED
Exons: 5
Coding region: 532-1368 (278 amino acids)
Molecular function (GO): DNA-binding transcription factor activity
Source: RefSeq, a predicted model, not a curated record